Annulohypoxylon maeteangense is the source of this 927-nucleotide messenger RNA. RefSeq lists its product as uncharacterized. The transcript is spliced from 3 exons. Lineage: Eukaryota; Fungi; Ascomycota; Sordariomycetes; Xylariales; Hypoxylaceae. The record is from RefSeq and is a predicted model, not a curated record. The coding region runs from base 174 to 728 and encodes 184 amino acids.
CCUGUAGGUAAUUGCCUCCCGAUUAUAAUAUUUAAUUGAGGGCCUAUGACUUCUGGCUUAAUCUUUUGAAUCACCUAAACUCUCUGUUUUCUUAACAUUACUAAAGAUAUUCUAUAUUAAGUAGACUACAAAUAUCUAUUUAAUUUAUUUAUAUCUCUACACCAUCAAUCAACAUGUCAAACGAUAACACAUCGACUCUUAAGGCAGUCGUCGAUUCUGCCACUGGCACAGCUCAGAAUGCUUUCGGUAGUAUAACUGGCAACACUUCACACCAAGUCGAAGGACAAGCCAAGCAGAACAAAGCUGACGCCGAAAACGAAGCCUCCCAUGCCACAGCCAAGAUUCCGGGCUUCACUGCAUCGUCCUCUGGUGCAGUCACGAAGGAUGACCCUAAUCGAACCUCCGGUGCAUAUAACCAGACAAUAGGUUCAGCUAAAGAGUUCGUUGGUGGAUUAACGGGUUCUGAGUCGUUAAAGGCUACUGGUCGACAACAAAACCAGGAGGGUCAACAGCAGGAGGCAAAAGGUCAAGUUAAUGAUUAUGUCGGUGGUAUCUCUGACCGUGUUGCUGGUACGAUUGGUGGAGCUUUUGCCGGUAUCACUGGUAACAAGUCUGCCGAGUCGGAAUAUCAAAAGCAGCAUGACGCUGGAAAAACAACUCAACGAGGGGCCGAAGAAGAUAUUGUGAAGAAAGCCGAUGCCGAGUCCGCAGCCUCACGCAAGUCUUAGGCACUUCAACGAGCUGCCAUGUCGGGAAGUUCCCGACAGGAACUAUGUAAUCUCCUGAAUUGUGGCGGCGAUAUCAUGAUACCCACGCGUUAUGAGAUUAGCUGCGAGAUAUAUUACUAGCGGAUUGUGGAGAUGGAUUGGUACGGCAAAAUGCGUUCAUAUCCGAAAUAGAAUCAAUACCCACCUAUGCGCUCACAAC